Messenger RNA from Microthlaspi erraticum, 267 nucleotides. The record is from the annotation of a GenBank genome assembly. NCBI's taxonomy places the organism in Eukaryota, Viridiplantae, Streptophyta, Magnoliopsida, Brassicales, Brassicaceae.
AUGUCAAGCUCGACCGAAAAUCUCCAAGGAAUACCACCGAUCAAGGCGAAUUGGGAGUUAGAGCUGUUCUGGAUAAAUCCAACAUACAAGGAGUUGAAGAGUGAAGUGGUUGGGAAAUGUGGCUAUCAACAGAACCAUUCUCUCUUGCUGUUUUGCGCGAUAUCAUGCAUCCUCCGGCGUAUCUGGAUGGAGGUUCAUCAAGGGACCAGGAAUGCGAGACCACAAGGGGACUACAGUGAUUAUGCACUGACGAACCUUGUCCUUUGA